Pungitius pungitius (ninespine stickleback) is the source of this 2159-nucleotide messenger RNA. Its product is annotated as glycylpeptide N-tetradecanoyltransferase 1. Lineage: Eukaryota; Metazoa; Chordata; Actinopteri; Perciformes; Gasterosteidae. Gene Ontology annotation, biological process: N-terminal peptidyl-glycine N-myristoylation. Gene Ontology annotation, cellular component: cytoplasm. The transcript has 12 exons. The record is from RefSeq and is a predicted model, not a curated record. Gene Ontology annotation, molecular function: glycylpeptide N-tetradecanoyltransferase activity. Bases 58 to 1515 code for a protein of 485 amino acids.
CAGGGCAGCUUUAAAGUCGUCGAGGGCACGCGGUGGCGCCUCACUUCCUGGUUGAAGAUGGCGGAUGAGAAUGAGACAGCACCGAUGCCGGAGAAAGAAGAUGUAGAGGACCACGGACACUGCAGCGACUGUGAAAAUGAAGAGCACCACUCCGACGACGGUGACAGGGGUCUGGGUGACGACACUGGUGCCAAGAAGAAGAAAAAGAAGCAAAAAAAGAAGAAGAAAUCUGGUGCUCCAGAAGCUGCUCAGGAUCCCCUUGCCAAGGUGAAUUCAUUGCCAGCUGAUAAGCUACAGGAGAUCCAAAAGGCCAUUGAACUGUUCUCUGUAGGCCAGGGCCCUGCCAAGACCAUGGAGGAGGCCACUCGGAGGAGUUACCAGUUCUGGGACACACAGCCGGUGCCCAAGCUAGGAGAGACGGUGACAUCACACGGCUCUAUUGAACCUGACAAAGACCACAUUCGGGAGGAGCCCUACAGCCUCCCGCAGGGCUUCAGCUGGGACACCCUCGACUUGGGGAACGCUGGUGUGCUGAAGGAGCUUUACACCCUUCUCAACGAGAAUUAUGUUGAAGAUGAUGACAACAUGUUCCGAUUUGACUACUCUCCGGAGUUCCUCCUCUGGGCCCUGCGGCCCCCUGGCUGGUUGCCCCAGUGGCAUUGUGGGGUGAGAGUGAACUCCAACCAGAAGCUUGUAGGCUUCAUCAGUGCCAUUCCUGCUUCCAUCUGCAUCUACGACAUAGAAAAGAAAAUGGUAGAGAUAAACUUCCUCUGCGUCCACAAGAAGCUUCGCUCCAAACGCGUUGCUCCGGUUCUGAUAAGAGAAAUCACCAGACGGGUCAACCUGCAGGGCAUCUUUCAGGCAGUGUACACUGCUGGAGUGGUACUGCCCAAACCUGUGGGCACAUGCAGGUACUGGCAUCGCUCUUUGAACCCACGCAAACUUAUCGAGGUGAAGUUCUCCCACCUGAGCAGGAACAUGACGAUGCAGCGCACCAUGAAGUUGUACCGUCUGCCCGACACUCCUAAAACUUCUGGUCUACGGACGAUGACCAAGAAGGAUGUCCCAGUGGUGCAUCGCCUCCUACGGGAGUACCUGAGCCAGUUCAACCUGGUGCCCGCCAUGAACCAGGAGGAGGUAGAACACUGGCUGCUACCCCGGGAGAAUAUUAUCGACACUUACCUGGUGGAGAACGAUGGCAAGGUCACAGACUUCCUGAGCUUUUACACUCUGCCCUCCACCAUAAUGAACCACCCUGUGCACCGCAGUUUGAAAGCAGCUUACUCCUUCUACAACGUGCACACCACCACGCCCUUUCUCGACCUGAUGUCUGACGCCCUCAUUCUGGCCAAAUCGAAAGGGUUUGACGUCUUCAAUGCACUGGAUCUAAUGGAAAACAAGACUUUCCUGGAGAAGCUUAAGUUCGGCAUCGGUGAUGGAAAUCUACAGUAUUAUCUGUACAAUUGGAAGUGUCCCAGCAUGGGCUCAGAAAAGGUUGGGUUGGUUCUGCAGUGACGUCCCUUUACGCCAUAAACAAGUGUCACCAACAGGCCAGGAGAUGGGCCCUUCGCACUGACCACCUGCCUGAUGGACUGACUUCCUGUUUAAAAAAAAAAAAAAAACACCGCCCAUUUUUACUUUUUGAUCUUUUGAACUUUGACCUGCACUACCGCUGCCAGGCAGGGAGGAGGAAGAGCAGCGAGGCUCUCCCCGCCUCCCUCGAUCACAUGGACCUUAAGCCGUUGUUACCAUCCCAAUCAAUGGUACUUCAUCUGAGCGCUGUCUUAAUUGUACCAAUCACACAAGAACAGCACAGAUUCCUGUAUAUCGAACAUUUACUGUUGGCAUACCUACGAAACGUAAAUUACAUGUAAAUAAUAUCAAACAUUACUUCUGGUUAUUUCCCUAAGACACACAGACCAGAACCCACAGUUCUGUUUUGAUUCCUAAACGUGGAAAUUGCUUUUUGCAUUUGAAUUAAAUCCGUCAUUCUUAGGUUUUAGAUACGGGGGGGGGGGGGAAGCUAAAUGAUGGAAAACGAUUUCGAAGAGAAAGCGGUUCAAUGUGUGAGGUAAUAAAUACCCAAAGUGGACACCAGAUAAGGGCUUCUGUUAAAAUCUUUCUUGUUUUUUUUUUUUUUCCAUUUCAUUUUUUUUUUU